This is a messenger RNA of Eremothecium gossypii ATCC 10895, 1659 nucleotides long. RefSeq names its product Jjj1p (gene JJJ1). Gene Ontology annotation, cellular component: cytoplasm. The transcript has a single exon. Lineage: Eukaryota; Fungi; Ascomycota; Saccharomycetes; Saccharomycetales; Saccharomycetaceae. The record is from RefSeq and is marked provisional. The coding region runs from base 1 to 1659 and encodes 552 amino acids.
AUGAAGACAUGCUACUAUGAGCUGCUGGGUGUGGAUUCGGGUGCUUCGGAUACGGACCUGAAAAAGGCGUAUCGCAGAAAGGCGCUGCAAUAUCACCCUGACAAGAACAUCGGAAAUGUUCAGCAAGCAACAGAGAUAUUCGCUUCUAUAAGGGCAGCAUAUGAGGUGUUGUCAGAUGCGCAGGAACGUGCAUGGUACGAUGCGCACCGCGAGCAAAUCCUGAAUGAUGACUUUGAAAACGAUGAAGAGGACUAUACUGUUGAUUCGGCAGUUACUGGUGUCACAACAGAGGAGAUUCUGCACUUUUUUAAUUCUGGACUUUAUACAAGGAUAGAUGAUACACCUGCUGGACUUUAUCAGAUUGCAGGCAAGGUGUUUGCCAAGUUGGCCAAGGAUGAGUUAAUCUGCGGUCGUCGCCAGGGAUUGGCUGAAUACUCUGCCUUAAAUGACGAUCAAUUCGAAAAAGACAUCAUAGAGCUAGGAUAUGUGCAGGCUUGCGAAAAGUACCAAUAUCCUGAUCAAACUGUAUUUCCCGUAUUUGGGUAUUCUGCGACCUCCUACGAGGAUCUCCGUGCAUUUUACAAAGCAUGGGGCAGCUUUAAUACAGUCAAAAGCUUCAGCUGGGAAGACGAAUAUAUGUACUCACGGAACUACGACCGCAGGACUAAGCGUGAGAUUAACAAGCGUAACGAAAAGAAACGCACACAAGCUAAGAAUGAGUACAACAAAACGGUCCGGCGUUUUGUAACGUUUAUCAAAAAAUUCGACCGUCGCAUGAAAGAGGGCGCGAAGCGUGCUGAAGCCGAGAAGAAACGCAAACUUCAGGAAACACUCCGCAAACAAAUAGAGAAAGAUCGCCUUGCAAACGAGCAGUCGACUGGGCAAUUCAAGCUCCAGAGUUGGCAAACCGUGGACCAGCAGUGUUUGGACGACCUCGAGAAACAUUUUGCGGGCUCCGAAUCUGAAUUGAAGUCCGCCGACGAAGAAGUGACUGUGCUCAUCUACGAUUGCUUUGUCUGCAACAAGAAUUUUAAGUCCGAGCGCCAGCUGCAGAAUCACAACAAUACCAGAUCCCACAGAAAAGCGGUGCGCCAAAUCCAAUGGGAGAUGAAGAAGGACAGCCUCGAGUUGGGCCUCGAUGAGAUCUCCGACCUGGAAGAGUUUGACUCGGCAUACGAGGACGCUAUGUCCUCAGGACCCUUGCAGGCGGCCCCGGCAAGCGACCUCGCGGACAUCAUGGCGGAACUGGCCGAAAUUGAGCAGCAGCUGCAGCAGCCCGCCUCUCCUUCUGCACAGCCUUGCUUCGAAAUUGAUGACCAGGUUGAAUCAGGUGAGCCUUCGGUCGCUGGAGAUACCGAGGAGCCCGCUGUAAAGCAUACAGACCCAGAGCUUGACAGGCUGUUGGCGUCUCUGGUCGCUGACGAGCAGAGCGACGAUUGGGAUGCAUUGCCCAACAAGAGAAGCAGGAAAAAGCAGACGAAGUCUGCGAAGCGCGCAUCGGCAACACAGACAGCCUCCAGACCCUUCACUGCCGCUGGCCACCGCUGCGCUUCCUGCAGCCAGUCGUUCGAGAGCCGCAACAAGCUUUUCCAGCAUGUACAGUCAUUGGGACACGGUGCGCCCCCACAGAAAGUAAAAAAACAACAAAGAAAGGCAUGA